Messenger RNA from Drosophila subobscura, 723 nucleotides. RefSeq lists its product as uncharacterized. The record is from RefSeq and is a predicted model, not a curated record. The transcript has 2 exons. Lineage: Eukaryota; Metazoa; Arthropoda; Insecta; Diptera; Drosophilidae. The coding region runs from base 1 to 723 and encodes 240 amino acids.
AUGCGUGGAUUUGUGUUACUUAGUUUCGUUGCUGUGGUGGCAGCUGGUAAAUUGGGCUACAAUUACCAGGCAACUGCCGGCGACCGCCGCUUUGCUGGACUCAUCGAUGCGGAAGCUACGGGAUUUAGUUCUACAAACGGGGCACAGCAGCAGCAACAGCAGCAACAGCAGCUCCAACAGGAUAACCAACAGCAACAGAUUCCAGCAGCUGCCGAAGAGUUCAGCAAGGAAUUCUUUACUUAUGCCGCUCCUGAGGAGGACUUUACAGACCACGAUGCCACCGAGCAGAUAGCCACCAUGCUGAAGCGGAAUCUUCGCGUGCUGUUCAUCAAGUCGCCGGAGCACCAAGGCCUCACCAAUGCCGCUCUGCAGCUGGCCAAGCAGGCCAGCGAGCAGCGCACGGCCGUCUAUGUCCUCACCAAGCAGGCGGACAUCGGGGAGCUGGCCCAGCGGCUGCAGAGCGAGAAGCAGAGCCAGAGCAGCAAGCCUGAGGUGCACUUCGUCAAGUAUCGCACACCCGAGGAGGCGGUGCGGGCGCAGCAGCUCAUCCAGCAGCAAUUCGAUGCCCUGGGCGGCUCCUCCCGCAGCUCCGACGAGGGUGUGGCUCCCGUGCUGGACUUUAGCUCGGCCCCCAACGAGCAGGGUCAGAGUCAGGGUGUGAAUCAGGGCGAGGUUGCUCCGCAGUCAAAGUAUUUACCAUCGGCGUCGCUGCGCAGCAGAUAG